Molecule: messenger RNA, 2784 nt
Organism: Drosophila mojavensis
Lineage: Eukaryota; Metazoa; Arthropoda; Insecta; Diptera; Drosophilidae
Product: ATP-dependent RNA helicase DDX42
Exons: 1
Coding region: 137-2530 (797 amino acids)
Molecular function (GO): nucleic acid binding; RNA helicase activity; ATP binding
Source: RefSeq, a predicted model, not a curated record
UAAUUCAGUGCUGGGUAAUGACAAGUCUGAUUAGGUUGGCAACAAUGUGUAUAUUGCAAAUUCUAUUCUCGCGUAUGUUGUAUUGAUUGGUGCUUUAUUCGAAAAGAGCAAGAGCAAAUUAGGAGCUACUGCAGCCAUGAGCAACUACCGUGGCAUCGGAGGCGGCGGCUUCCCCUACAAGAAACAGCCCGGCGCAGGCAACAAUAUGAGCGCAGUGCCGCCGCCGCCGGCAUUAAGCAACAAUCGUGGAGGCGGUGGAUUUCGAUUUAGCUUCAAUCAGUCCAGAGGCGGCGCAGCUGCAGCUGCUACAGCCGGCAACACAUCAAAGCAUGGCUACUCGACGCUGGAGUCCAUCAGCCAGUACACAAACUCCACCAAUUUCGUGGGCAAGCGCAAGCAACACAUGGACGACGAUUACUUCGACGACGACGACGAGCCGCCGCAGAAAGCUCCGCCGGAGCAGGCUUAUAUACCAGCGCCCGGAUCCCCGGGUGCGCCAGCCAAGAACGACUCGGAUUCGGACGAGGAUCCGCUGGAACAGUUCAUGGCCGGCAUCAAACAGCAGGUGGAAAAGGAGAAAGUACGUGCCACAGAUCCGCAGCAAAAGACAAAUGUAGCACCGCUGGAAAAGAAAGGGGUGCGCGGUGACAUCGACGAUGAGGACGACGAGGAGAGCUACUACCGCUACAUGGAAGAGAACCCCAAUGCCGGCAUGCGCGACGAAGGCUCUGAUCAGGAGAUCGACUACGAUGAGGAUGGCAAUCCGAUAGCUCCACCCAAAAAGAAGGACAUCGAUCCCCUGCCGCCCAUCUAUCACUCGGAGAUCGAGUAUGAGCCCUUCGAGCGCAAUUUCUAUACGCCGCACGAGGAUAUCGCCCAGCUGAACGAGGAGCAGGUGCGCGAAUUGCGCCACACGCUGGGCGUCAAGGUGAGCGGCGCCCAGCCCCCCAAGCCAGUCACCUCUUUCGGCCACUUCGGGUUCGACGAUCAGCUACUGAAGGCCGUGCGCAAGGCGGAGUACACACAGCCCACGCCCAUUCAGGCCCAGGCGGUGCCCGCCGCUCUGUCCGGGCGCGACAUCAUCGGCAUUGCCAAAACGGGCUCCGGCAAGACGGCAGCGUUCAUCUGGCCGCUGCUCACCCAUCUCAUGGAUCAGCGCGAGCUCCGUGCGGGAGACGGACCAAUUGGGCUGAUUCUGGCGCCCACGCGCGAGCUCUCGCUCCAGAUCUACAACGAGGCCAAAAAGUUCGGCAAGGUGUACAACAUAAACGUGGUCUGCUGCUACGGCGGUGGCUCCAAGUGGGAACAGAGCAAGGCACUGGAGCAGGGCUGUGAGAUUGUGGUGGCCACACCCGGUCGCAUGAUCGACAUGGUCAAGAUGAAGGCCACCAACUUGAGGCGCGUCACAUUUCUCGUGCUGGACGAGGCGGAUCGCAUGUUCCACAUGGGCUUCGAGCCGCAGGUGCGCUCCAUUUGCAACCAUGUGCGCCCGGAUCGACAGACGCUGCUCUUCUCGGCCACGUUCAAGAAACGCAUCGAGCGUCUGGCUCGCGAUAUUCUGACAGAUCCGGUGCGCAUUGUCCAGGGCGAUCUGAAUGAAGCCAACCAGGACAUUACACAGCACGUUUACGUCUUUCCCAAUCCCUUGCAAAAGUGGAACUGGCUGCUCUGCCAUCUGGUGAAGUUCCUCUCUGAGGGCGCUGUCCUCGUGUUUGUCACCAAGAAGGCGGACGCCGAGACGGUGGCCAACAAUCUGCUGGUGAAGGAGUACAACUGCCUGCUCCUGCACGGCGACAUGGACCAGGCGGACCGCAACAAGGUCAUCACGCAGUUCAAGCGCAAGGAAUGCGACAUCCUGGUGGCCACCGAUGUGGCCGCCCGUGGCCUCGACAUUCCCCACAUACGCAACGUGGUCAACUACGACAUUGCCCGGGACAUUGAUACGCACACGCAUCGCAUUGGACGCACGGGCCGUGCUGGCGAGAAGGGCAACGCCUACACCCUGGUCACCGAUAAGGACAAGGAGUUUGCUGGGCAUCUGGUGCGCAACCUGGAAGGUGCCGAUCAAACGGUGCCCGACGAUCUAAUGGAGCUGGCCAUGAAGAGCUCCUGGUUCCGCAGCUCACGCUUCAAGCAGGGCAAGGGACGCAAGCCCGUCAACAAUUUCAUGGGUCUGGGCUAUCGCGAGCGGUCGGGCAAUGCGGGCGGCGGAAGUGGAGGAGCUGGUGCAUCUGCUGGCGCUGUACCUAAAACCAAAGGCCCCCUCGGCGAGUCCACUAAGUCGCUGUCUGGCGGCGGACCCGCCACGGAUCGCUAUUCAGCCAUACGUCAAGCCUUCCGCUCGCAAUACUCCUCACAGUUUCGCGCUUCCAGCGAUCGCACCUGGGAACAGACUGUGCCCGAGACGGGCGUCUUUGCCGCACCGCCACCUCCGCCGCCGCCAGCUGCAGGCGGCAACUCUUCCACACCCUCCACAGCCUCAGGUAGCAAUGCGGAUGCGAAGCGCGCCAAGAAGAGCCGUUGGAACUGAAAACUUGAAUCGAAAGCAAUCCCCAUUUAAUUUCAUAUAAUUUAAUUGUGUAUUUGCUUUUGUUUCAUCAUUUAAAAUUACAACUUAAACGCUAGCAUUAAAUAUAUAUAUGUAUAUAUAUAAUUAUAUAUAUACAUAUACAUAUGCAUAUAUAUCCAUUAUGUAUUAUUUUAGAUAAAUACUCGUAUGUACACUCUCCCAUUCACACACACUCUCAGCCGAUGCCGAUUCAAUAAAAAUGUCAUUAAUUGUAA